Messenger RNA from Plasmopara halstedii, 2514 nucleotides. RefSeq names its product agc protein kinase. Bases 1 to 2514 code for a protein of 837 amino acids. The record is from RefSeq and is a predicted model, not a curated record. Gene Ontology annotation, molecular function: ATP binding; protein serine/threonine kinase activity. Lineage: Eukaryota; Oomycota; Peronosporomycetes; Peronosporales; Peronosporaceae. The transcript has a single exon. Gene Ontology annotation, biological process: protein phosphorylation.
AUGGCGCACAUGCUUGAGGCACAUCUGCUACUGCGUAACUCGUCGGGCUCAAACCUCACGCAGGUGGUUCGUGGGCACCGACGCAAGGCUAGCCUCGGUGGUCCACCGACAAACGGCAGCGGGAGUUCCAAUACGCUAAACCGACGGCCAUCGUUCUCACGCGGUACAAACACAAACAGCGGCACUAAUUUUACCUCGGCUUCACUUACUAGUAGUAAGAGCCAAAAACAGAAGAGCAACGAUGCCAUGUCCAUGCCGAAUCUUAUCGAUUUAAAAACCAUAACGGCGGAGGAAGUUGAGUGGGAAGGGUAUCUCUACAAACAGCGUAAGAUUGUCAAGAGCUGGACGCCACGUUAUAUCACGCUACAAAAUCGUAUUGUCUCGAUUUAUAAGACUAAAAAUCAUGCACUGGCCAAGGAACAGCACCGCGGACGGUGGGUUAUCAAACAGAUUCUUAGCUCGCUGCCGUCUGCGGGCUUUGGCGGCUCUAAACUUAAGCCUGAAGCACUAGGAUUUAGUAUUUUGGCAACUGAUGGCAACUUGAUCCACUUUGUUGCAGCGUCAGCCGUUGAAAAAUCUAUGUGGAUGUACAUGAUGCACCAGAGUCUGUCCAACUCAUCGCCGAAAGAAACUCCACAGCCGCAAAACGGACGACACUUGCCUGCAACUCCAACAGCUCGCUCAGCUGAUGAAGUCGUGUCACUUGAGUCGACGGUAACAACGCACAUUGCCAAGAAAUUCUUGGCUGAUCUCGUGCACCUUUUGGCUGAGUCAUCCACGGAAAAAAUCAUUGAGAGUUUACCAUCAUUUUUGCGUCAGUUAAGUAAAGACGUCGAAUUGCUCUUUGAUCUCGAGACAAGUGAAACAGGACAGCCUUCUUGUGUGUUUAAGGGCAUUUACCACGGCCGAGAAGGUUUUGUGCACUUCUCAGCAUUGUACAAGAGCAAGUACUUGCUGAUCACGGACUCAGAAGAAAACUCUGUGCAUAAGGCUGAUGAUGAUGACCACCAUGCGUUUGCGUGCUUGGGGUAUCGUCUCAUCAAUACCGUGUCUGGAUCGAUGACUGAGGGCAAAUUUGGACUGCAAAUGACCUUCACUCCAGCACGUCGAAUCUCGCGUGUCGUACUGUCAUUUCGACAACGCUCAUCAAAGGCUGCGAGGUUGCGUCGCGUGACGACUAAUCCCAUGGUCGUGGCCGAGCAUCCGUCUUGUUUCCAUCAGUACUGUCUUACAAAACGAUCUUUGGCACUAUCAUUUUCGGACUUUGAUGUCGUAGGUGUGCUUGGUCAAGGUGGAUUUGGUACUGUGGUCCUUGUCCAGCGUCACCUUAAUCCAGAAGAAUACUUUGCGAUAAAGAUCAUUGACAAGCAGUCGGGUGCUGAGAGUGCAUUAAAAGAACGACGCAUUCUGUCCGGUGUGCGACAUCCAUUUUUGACUUGCUUGCGCUUCGCGUUCCAGACACAAACCAAAUUGUACCUUGGAAUGGAUUAUUACAAGGGUGGCAAUUUGUAUUUGCAUAUGCAUUCUUCAAAAAUGGAUCCUAACGUAUCAACGAGCAGUGGUAGACGUUUUUCAGUCGAGCGUGCUCGUUUCUACGCGGCUGAAUUAGCAAUUGCUCUGUCAUAUUUGCACGCACACGGUAUUAUCUACCGUGAUUUAAAGCCGGACAACAUAAUGCUCGAUAAAACAGGCAACAUCCGACUUGUAGACUUUGGAAUUUCAAAGCAGCUUCGCUUGGAAGGAGGGCCAGGCAGCCACUAUUAUUCUCAGGCUGGAACGCUCGCCGGCUCUCCUGCGUACAUUGCACCUGAGCAAUUACUAACGCAAAAGCCUCAGUAUGGUAUGGCAGCGGAUUGGUGGAGCUAUGGUGUUCUUCUCUACGAAAUGCUGACAGGAAGUACACCAUUCUUUGACGCCAAUAUUUCUACUAUGUACAAGAAGAUUCAGACAGCCGAUGUGAAAUACGACAGGUAUCCGCCGAUCGAUGAUGAUGCGAUUGAUUUGCUAAAAAAGUUGCUGGUUCGUGAUCCUGCGGAACGCAUUGAUAUUGAUGGCGUUCGUAGCCACCCAUUUUUCAACACGAUCGACUGGGAAAAAUUGGAGGCGAAAGAGGUGGAGCCGCCUUUUAUUCCGCCCACGCGAGAGUUAAUGCAAAAUGUGCACGAACACUUUCGCAACAUGAAUGUGGAUGAGACCAUUGGUGAAGAUCGCAAAGCUGUUAAUGGAAAAAAAGCAACGACCGUCGCCAAUUCCAGUGACGAGUCGCAUUUUGACGAGUUCAGUUUUGCGUAUGACACAACUCGUGAUACUUUUGAUAAUCUAUCUAUGGCCGACGAAGGUUGGUUGGUGCGACAGCUCCAAGAAGGUGCUGCAUUGCGCGGCCGUCUUAACGCAACUGAUACUGAUCCUGUGGCCGAUGAGUUGAACAGUGACGAUGAAAUAUCACAUCCAAUUAUGAAUGGUCGAGACAGCAGUGAAAGCGACGAACCAGAGAUUGAAGUCACAAACAUUUAA